Molecule: messenger RNA, 2250 nt
Organism: Scedosporium apiospermum
Lineage: Eukaryota; Fungi; Ascomycota; Sordariomycetes; Microascales; Microascaceae
Product: Dolichyl-diphosphooligosaccharide--protein glycosyltransferase subunit stt3
Exons: 5
Coding region: 1-2250 (749 amino acids)
Biological process (GO): post-translational protein modification
Cellular component (GO): membrane
Molecular function (GO): dolichyl-diphosphooligosaccharide-protein glycotransferase activity
Source: RefSeq, a predicted model, not a curated record
AUGUCGGCCAAAUCUCUGGACCCGCUCUCCGGAGUCGCUAGCGAAAAUAGCAGAGCCCUUUUUCGUGUCGUCAUUCUCUGUCUAAUCGCCGCUGCCGCCAUCGCCAGUCGUCUCUUCUCCGUCAUUCGCUUCGAGAGUAUUAUCCAUGAAUUCGACCCGUGGUUCAACUUUCGAGCAACUAAGUACCUUGUCGCCAAUGGAUACUACCAAUUCUGGGAUUGGUUCGAUGAUCGAACCUGGCACCCUCUCGGUCGGGUUACCGGAGGCACCCUUUUCCCAGGAUUGAUGGUUACCAGUAGCGUCAUCUACCAUACUCUCCGCGCCCUCACGGUCCCCGUUGAUAUUCGAAACAUCUGUGUUCUCCUGGCCCCCGCCUUUUCCGGCAUGACAGCCGUAGCCGCGUAUCUCCUCACCAAUGAGAUGACCACGUCACCCUCGGCGGGUCUCCUGGCCGCGUUGUUCAUGGGUAUCGCUCCAGGUUACAUCUCCCGUUCCGUCGCCGGAAGCUACGAUAACGAGGCCAUUGCCAUCUUCCUCCUUGUCUUCACCUUCUACCUCUGGAUCAAGGCCUUGAAGCUGGGCUCCAUGUUCUGGGGUGCUCUUUGUGCCCUCUUCUACGGCUACAUGGUUGCCUCGUGGGGUGGAUAUGUCUUCAUCACUUGUAUGAUACCUUUCCAUGCCUUUGUCCUGACGGCCAUGGGCCGCUAUAGCUCCAGGCUAUAUGUGAGCUACACGACCUGGUACGCCCUCGGGACUCUGGCCAGCAUGCAAAUUCCGUUCGUCAACUUCAAUCCCAUUAGGACUAGCGAGCACAUGCCUGCGCUGGGUGUCUUUGGUCUGAUGCAGCUCCUCGGUUUCGUCGAAUUUGUGCGCCCGACCGUCUCGAGUCAUCAAUGGAAGACCUUCCUCUACACGCUGGUCGGCGGCAUCGUUGGUCUUGGUGUCUCCGGCCUGCUAGUAUUGACAUCUCUCGGGUACAUUGCACCUUGGAGCGGUCGGUUCUACUCGCUUUGGGAUACGGCCUAUGCAAAGAUCCACAUCCCCAUCAUUGCCUCUGUCUCCGAGCAUCAGCCCACCGCCUGGCCUGCCUUCUUCUUCGACCUUAACUUCCUCAUCUGGCUGUUCCCCGCCGGUGUGUAUCUCUGCUUCCAACAACUCGAGGACGAGCACAUCUUCAUCGUGAUCUACGCGCUGUUUUCCAGUUACUUCGCCGGUGUCAUGGUUCGCCUCAUGUUGACUCUGACUCCUGUUGUCUGCGUCUCCGCUGCUGUUGCGCUCUCUCAAAUUCUCGAUGCCUUCGUGGACAUCAGUUCCCCGGCACCCGCGGACCACAAUCCCCAAGAGGAAGGCGCAGAGGGCACCCCUAAGAAGGCUAAAUCUGGCGGCCUACGCUCGACUAGCAAGCCGUACGUCGGGAUCUUCUCGACCUUAUCCAAGCUCGGUAUUACGGCCGCCGCGAUCGUGUACCUCAUUGUCUUUGUGCUUCACUGCACUUGGGUCACCUCCAAUGCCUAUUCUUCGCCGUCCGUGGUGCUGGCCAGUCGUCUUCCGGACGGAUCACAGCACAUCAUCGAUGAUUACCGUGAGGCCUACCAGUGGCUGCGACAGAACACCAAGGAGGAUGCCAAGAUUAUGGCCUGGUGGGAUUAUGGUUACCAGAUUGGAGGGAUGGCUGACCGCCCCACCCUUGUUGACAACAAUACCUGGAACAACACCCACAUCGCCACUGUCGGCAAGGCUAUGGCCUCUCGAGAGGAGGUUAGCUAUCCCAUCAUGCGCCAGCACGAGGUAGACUACGUUCUCGUCGUCUUUGGCGGUCUCUUGGGCUACUCCGGUGACGACAUCAACAAGUUCCUCUGGAUGGUGCGAAUCGCCGAGGGCAUCUGGCCCGACGAGGUUCAGGAGCGAGCUUUCUUCACCUCUCGCGGCGAGUACAGGGUUGACGACGGAGCCACUGAUACGAUGAAGAACAGCUUGAUGUACAAGUUGUCGUAUUACAACUACAACACGCUCUUCCCUCCCGGCCAGGCCCACGACCGUGUCAGAGGCUCGCGUCUUCCUGAGAAGGGCCCCGUCCUCGACACGCUCGAAGAGGCCUUCACCAGCGAGAACUGGAUCAUCCGCAUCUACAAGGUGAAGGAUCUUGACAACCUCGGCCGUGACCACGCCACCGCCGCCGCGUUCGACAGGGGCCAGAAGAAGAAGAGAACGCCCAAGAAGCGAGGCCAGCGUGUUCUCCGAGUUGACUAA